Messenger RNA from Cotesia congregata, 828 nucleotides. The record is from the annotation of a GenBank genome assembly. Lineage: Eukaryota; Metazoa; Arthropoda; Insecta; Hymenoptera; Braconidae.
AUGAAAGAAGAUCUUGACAUGUCGAGCCAGUUCUCGGAAUAUCCGGGGUACUGUGAUUCCAGUGAUGAAAGUGUAAUUACUGACCAGAGAAGUGAUCCACGCGCUGUUUCUUCGCCGAUAUCCAGUGCUUUUUCUAUAGACAGCAUACUUGGGAAGAAAGAUCACCGGAAAAAUGAAUCCGAAGUUGAAUUUAAUGACAAAAGUGAUAAAAGUUAUCAGGAAUUUAAGGAACAAGCUCAUGUUAUACGACCGCUAGCAAUAUCUUCUAAUCCUGCGAAUUAUUUUUAUGAACAUGGUGCAAAUGAAAGUUAUCCAGCCUUUGAAGGAUUAGGAGAUCCUGGAUAUUCAGCUUCAUUAGCCUCAGCUUCUUUUAUCUAUACAAAUUGGUUUAGUCAAAAUAAAACAAACCCAUUAUUUGGGCUUCAAGCUCCAAAACCAAGUGGAAGAAGAUCGAGAAAACCUGGAAUAGAUCGCAAACCAAGACAAGCUUAUAGUGCCAAACAAUUGGAACGACUUGAAGCUGAGUUUAAGGUUGACAAAUAUUUGAGCGUAAGCAAACGAAUGGAAUUAUCAAAAACAUUGAGCUUAACAGAAGUACAAAUAAAAACAUGGUUUCAAAAUAGGCGAACAAAGUGGAAAAAACAGCUGACUUCUCGAUUAAAAAUAGCACAAAGACAAGGUACUUUUCCACCUGCAUAUCUUACACCUACGCAAUAUCCUCUGCUACCUUACUACGUGUCACCUUUGAUAUUCAAUUCUUCUUCUUCUGACGAGAUCAUGUCUUCCUCAAUUGUAGUCAAUCAGCCAAUCUCCGAGGAAAGGCUCUAA